Messenger RNA from Stylonychia lemnae, 654 nucleotides. NCBI's taxonomy places the organism in Eukaryota, Ciliophora, Spirotrichea, Sporadotrichida, Oxytrichidae. The record is from the annotation of a GenBank genome assembly.
AUGUUAGAACAAGAGGUUUAAGAAAUCAAUAGUUUAGUAAAUCUUGAGAAUUAAAAUCCUGAAUUAAAUGCUAAAAUUUUAGGAAAGACAUUAUUCCAUGAAAAGUAAAAGGAAUUAUUUGAGAAAAGAUUACAAGUCUCCAUUAGAGAUGAUUAAAAAAUUUUCGCAGCAACAUAAUUGCCUUUUUUAUCUGCGAUUUUAUUUGAAGAAUUAAAAUCUGAGGGUCGUAAUAAUAGUUAAAAACCAUUAUAGGAUUGGAAACUAGUAGCAUUAAUUUUUGGUUUUUAGGUAGGCGUAGAAAUUGGUCAAUAUUACAAAGGAGAAAUUUCUGGGAAAAUGCUUGCAAGAAGAAUUGCAAUAAAUUCUAUUUAAAUGGGAGCUAAUGCAAUUUUUUUCAAUUAAGGAGCGGAAAAAUGCGCAAAAGGAUGCUAAUUUAUUUUCUUAGAAGCAGGCAAACAUUUAAAUGCACCUUUAUCAACGGUAUGUCCUAUGUUAGGUACUUGGGUUGGAGAGUAUAUUGGAUUAUUCGCUGCUGUGUAUGGAUCCAUAAUAGUUAGGUGUUUGACCGGUCUGUUAGCAGAUUUAGUUUGUGAUACCUAUUCAGAUGUUGAGUUCAUUCACAAAAAUAAGAUAAAUGAGCGCUAUUAAAGCUGA